Solanum dulcamara is the source of this 522-nucleotide messenger RNA. RefSeq names its product zinc finger CCCH domain-containing protein 67-like. Gene Ontology annotation, molecular function: metal ion binding; mRNA binding. Lineage: Eukaryota; Viridiplantae; Streptophyta; Magnoliopsida; Solanales; Solanaceae. The transcript is spliced from 4 exons. Bases 1 to 522 code for a protein of 173 amino acids. The record is from RefSeq and is a predicted model, not a curated record.
AUGGCUGCCGGUGAUGCUGCUAUUCCCCUGCAGCUGCUGAUAGAAGAUGAUGCUAGGGUUUUCUAUUACCUAACAGAAGGAGGGUGCAAGUAUAGAAAAGCCUAUAAAUAUAAUCAUAGUAGGAUAAAGGGUGCAAUCUCACCUGUCUUGGAUUUUAACUUUCUUAGCCUGCCAAUUCGACUGAGUGAGAAGGAUUGCCCCUACUACAUGCGCACUAGCACCUGCAAGUAUGCAUCUAAUUGCAGGUUUCACCAUUCUGAUCCUACUACAGUGACCGGAAACAAUCCUUCCUUUGGAUACAACAAUGUUGGAUCUGCUCCAGAACAAAGUGCCUCCUAUUCAUCAGUGUCUUCUUGGUCUUCACCACGCGCAUUGAAUGAGACAGCUCCUUUCGUACCAGUGGAAUAUCUAGCAAGCGAAGGCAUUUUUCCUCUAGGUCCACAAAGGAACAGAUAUCGAGUGCCGCUUUUCUCCGUCCGAAAAUCUCCAUCUGCUCUAGGUGGGCGCGAGCUAGAAUCCUGA